Molecule: messenger RNA, 1851 nt
Organism: Clupea harengus (Atlantic herring)
Lineage: Eukaryota; Metazoa; Chordata; Actinopteri; Clupeiformes; Clupeidae
Exons: 11
Coding region: 123-1814 (563 amino acids)
Source: RefSeq, a predicted model, not a curated record
UUUCUGCUUCUUGUAACAGUAGCCACCUCUGCAACAAUUAACCGUUAAGUAUUUGCUGUUUUUUAAUUUGUAGAAGUAUAUUUUUAAAUAUUAAAACCUGGCCUAUGACUUAGUAAUAUUGUAUGGAAAGUGAUGCAUAUGUGUGUAAAAGCCUCUCAUUUGUAUUGAAACUCACAGCGUUUCCUGCUACUACAGAGAGAGGUGAUGACUUGCCUCACUUUUUAAAUGAUGCCUUUCAGAUGAAUCAACCUUCUGAGCACAACCCAGAGGAAUUCAAAGGUCUAUUGGUCACCCCUGGAACCUCAGCUGCACCUACAGAGAUCGUCUCAACAGUGUGCACAACUCCAGGUCCAGUAGAUGACUCCAUGGAGAUUUCUAAUACCACUCCAGAAAAGACCUCAACUGUUCUGACAGAUAUUAUUGAGGCAAUGUCCCAAGAAAGCAGCAACUCGGUCGAGGCAAUAGAUGCCAGAGAGCUCAGCAUAUCAGCAGAAAGCAGAGAGGACGGUAGCUUUAGGAGAUCAAGGACACGGAGCAGACAGAAAGCCAUUCCUGCACGCCAGGAAUUCAACUAUUCUGACAGUGCUGAAGACAGUGCUGAGAUGAUGAUUGUGCAGGAGAAGAAGGACGUGGUUGAAGUCAUGCGCCCUGCAGAGAGGCCAGCUCCGGUGAUCAUACAGGAUGUAAGCAGCGAGGAGCUGCACUUGCCAGUAGACAAGAAGGGCCAUGAGAUAAUGAUGAUGGGCAAAGACAAGAAGCCAGCAGACCACCCGGGACCUCAGAAAACCAACCCAAGUGGUGCUGCAGCGCCCCCUGCUGGACUCCCGGCCUUAAGGCCAGUAGGCAUGAACAGCGCCCAGGCUUUGAAUGCUCCUGUCCUCCCAGACUUGUGUGUGGAUAGUGUGGAACUCUGUAGGACUCAACGGAGACAGGCAGGGAGAGCCAGCCUGCACGCCAGCAGCCACAGGGAGGCAAUAGAAGACACAGGCAGCCCCGGGGCGGCAGAGGUUCCAGAGGUUCCAGAGGUUCCACACAGACAGAACCUCGCCACUAGGAGUGAGCAGCACCCUGGCUCUCUGAGAAGGAUAGUGGUGCACAUUAGCCUACCUGAGAGUGGGACUAUGGUGUUGGACAGAGAAAGCACUGAAACCAGAGAGGUCCCAGACACACUCUACCUAAACGCUGGGAGCAGGGAGUUCACCGAGGCACAACUCUGGGAGAGAGUGAGACGUUUCCAGCCCUCACCAGCCCCCACCAACUCUGGCAAGACUGAGAAUCCGGGCCCGGCGGAGAGUGAAGGUGGACUCAUGGGAGACGUGACGACCAGAGUGGUGCACGGUGCGGGUGAGGACCACACCACAGUCAGUAAUCAGGACGCGGAGCCUCAGAGUGCAGAGGAGACCCGGGGACUCCAGGGGCAGAGGAGUCCGGGUGGACCAAUCACAACCAGGAGGAGUCAGGGUGGACCAAUCACAACCAGGGUGAGUCAGGGUGGACCAAUCACAACCAGGAGGAGUCAGGGUGGACCAAUCACAACCAGGAAGAGUCAGGGUGGUGGACCAAUCACAACCAGGAGGAGUCAGGGUGGACCAAUCACAACCAGGAUGAGUCCGGGUGGACCAAUCACAACCAGGAGCAGUCAGGGUGGUGGCCCAAUCACAACCAGGGUGAGUCAGGGUGGCCCAAUCACAACCAGGAUGAUGGUGUCAGACACAACUGCCAACGAACCUGAGCAAGACAGUGUGGAGAACCUCGGGGGCAACAGCACAGAGAGACAUGAGAACUACGCUAAUACUGUUGGAAUUACGUUGUAGGUUUGGGCAGCUUUCACUGAUUCCGAUUUACUUAUUU